Molecule: messenger RNA, 561 nt
Organism: Fomitiporia mediterranea MF3/22
Lineage: Eukaryota; Fungi; Basidiomycota; Agaricomycetes; Hymenochaetales; Hymenochaetaceae
Exons: 1
Molecular function (GO): protein binding
Source: RefSeq, a predicted model, not a curated record
CCAUCCUACACAUACAGUGAUGGUGAUAUCAUUCUCAAAACGUCGGACGAUGUCUACUUCCGCGUCCAUUCGAUCAUUCUCAAGCUCGCCUCAGGCUUCUUCAGGCAGAUGCUUGAUAUUCCACGCGCGGAGACUGAAUCGUCGGACGAAGCGAUCCCACUGACGGAGAACAGUAAAGUAAUCGCGUUCCUACUCGACCUUGUAUAUCCAACGACCGGCACUAGUGGAGAAGAUUCGAAUGGAGUAGCACGUUUCCCGAGGCUGGACACUCUCAGUUUUACCUGGGCCGUUACGAAUGCAGCAGACAAGUACGAUAUGCCUCGGGCACUCGCAGCUGUGCGCGCAAUCGUAUCGAACUCAGAAACACUACAAGUUGCUCCACUUGGACUAUAUGCACUCGCUUGUCGAUGGAAGUGGGUUGACGAAGCACGUGCUGCGUCGACUGCGACACUCUCAAAGCAAAUAUUACGCCCGGAGAACUUCGCCAUCUUGCGAAUGAUUGAUUCUGGUCCGCUCUGUAACCUUUUGGAACUUCAUGCGAAACGUAAAGAGGCGAUAUUG